AUGUCUAAUGCAAUGAACAAUCUUUCACAGUCAAACCCGAAACAAGUCGAGAUGCAGGCAGGUGAAGAGGUGGGACAGAAAGCCGUCCACGCGCUGCAAAUCACCAACACAGAGUGGACCUUUUGGCUACCCACCCUCGAGGAAGUUUACGAGGAGUGCAGUUUCGACACCACAUCGCUGAGAAAAGAAAAUUACGAGGAGAUAUUGAGUAGACAUGCAGCACCUGGAGGCGUUGAUGGCAUGUACGUCUACGACCGGCCGCGGUCCCGAUUAACGGCCGAAGGUGAAAAGGGCUCCAUGAUGAUCAACUACUACAAGGACGAGUCUAGCAAAACCAUGAAGAUUGUAGCAGUACGAAUGGGGUUGUAUCAGAAGGACGACUCGAAUAAAUUCAGAGCCGCCACCCGCACAAGUAUCAGGUGGGCAGCCAGUGAGACAGCGGACUACAGCACAUUUAUGGAUGUGGAGAUCAUCGGGGGCCGACACAGCGUCGCCCGGUGGCCCAAGGCAGCCUACAAAUGUGCGCCUGAUGAUUAUCCAAUCUCCACGCUGGAACUUUCUCAGAGCAUCAGGCAAAAGCAAAAGCACGCGUACAGACAUGCUCAGAAUUCCGAUGUUGCCAAGGAGUUGGAGGAGAAUGAGCAAUACCUUCUCGUCAGCCAUCGACGCAACAAGAUACUCGCGGAGCAGCUCGCUGAGUCAAAGAAAAAGACUUCAGAAGCGAAUGAACUCAAGAAGAAGCACAACGCCACAAACACCAAGCUUAGAGCCGAGAAUAAGGACCUCAAGGCCCAACUCCAGAAGCAUCUGAACAACUCCAAUGACGUGGAGCGGCUCAGAGAUGAACUACUGGGGACGCAAGAAGCCUUUGAUGAGCUCAAGAGACAGUACAAUGAGCUUCUCGAACUCGACGACCUUCCGUAA
Molecule: messenger RNA, 924 nt
Organism: Emericellopsis atlantica
Lineage: Eukaryota; Fungi; Ascomycota; Sordariomycetes; Hypocreales; Bionectriaceae
Exons: 1
Coding region: 1-924 (307 amino acids)
Source: RefSeq, a predicted model, not a curated record